AUGUUGAGGUUUAAAGCCGUGUUAAGGUUUAUAGCUGUGUUGAGGUUUAUAGCUGUGUUGAGGUUUAUAGCUAUGUUGAGGUUUAAAGCCGUGUUAAGGUUUAUAGCUGUGUUGAGGUUUAUAGCUAUGUUGAGGUUUAUAGCUGUGUUGAGGUUUAUAGCUAUGUUGAGGUUUAUAGCUGUGUUGAGGUUUAUAGCUGUGUUGAGGUUUAUAGCUGUGUUGAGGUUUAUAGCUAUGUUGAGGUUUAUAGCUGUGUUGAGGUUUAUAGCUGUGUUGAGGUUUAUAGCUGUGUUGAGGUUUAUAGCUGUGUUGAGGUUUAUAGCUGUGUUGAGGUUUAUAGCUGUGUUGAGGUUUAUAGCCGUGUUGAGGUUUAUAGCCCUGUUGAGGUUUAUAGCCCUGUUGAGGUUUAUAGCUGUGUUGAGGUUUAUAGCCGUGUUGAGGUUUAUAGCCCUGUUGAGGUUUAUAGCCCUGUUGCAAUAUCCGCACCUUUUUUUCCCCAGUAUGUAA
This is a messenger RNA of Candidula unifasciata, 507 nucleotides long. The record is from the annotation of a GenBank genome assembly. Lineage: Eukaryota; Metazoa; Mollusca; Gastropoda; Stylommatophora; Geomitridae.